This is a messenger RNA of Helianthus annuus (common sunflower), 2622 nucleotides long. Its product is annotated as elongation factor G-2, mitochondrial. Lineage: Eukaryota; Viridiplantae; Streptophyta; Magnoliopsida; Asterales; Asteraceae. The transcript is spliced from 19 exons. Gene Ontology annotation, molecular function: GTP binding; GTPase activity; translation elongation factor activity. Bases 106 to 2361 code for a protein of 751 amino acids. The record is from RefSeq and is a predicted model, not a curated record. Gene Ontology annotation, biological process: mitochondrial translational elongation. Gene Ontology annotation, cellular component: mitochondrion.
UAAUAAAGUUUUUUUUAGAACAGCCCAGCCGCCUUCAUCUUCCAUCUUCUUCUUCGCUAAUAAAACCAGUUAGGGUUUAUCAAUCUAAACCCUAACCCUAACACCAUGGCCCGAUCUCGAUCCUCCACGGCGCGUCUACUCUACACUCUCCAUUCAUCCAUUUCUGCAUCACCGAAAUCACCGCCGUCACCAAUCACCGCACUCCUCCACCUCCACCGCCACUACUCCGCCGCACCAUCUCUGAGAGUAAAGGACGACAAGGAUCCAUGGUGGAAGGAAUCAAUGGAGAAGGUACGAAACAUCGGGAUAUCGGCUCAUAUAGAUUCAGGAAAAACGACGCUUACAGAGAGGGUUUUGUAUUACACCGGAAGGAUCCAUGAGAUUCAUGAAGUUAGAGGUAAAGAUGGCGUUGGCGCCAAAAUGGAUUCUAUGGAGUUGGAGCGGGAGAAAGGCAUUACUAUUCAGUCUGCUGCUACUUAUUGCACUUGGAAAGAUUAUCAGGUCAAUAUAAUUGAUACUCCUGGUCACGUGGACUUCACAAUUGAAGUUGAGAGAGCGUUGCGUGUUCUUGAUGGUGCAAUCCUUGUUCUAUGUAGUGUUGGUGGCGUGCAAAGUCAAUCUAUUACUGUUGAUAGACAAAUGAGAAGAUACGAGGUUCCUAGGAUUGCUUUUAUUAACAAACUUGAUCGAAUGGGGGCGGAUCCAUGGCGGGUUCUUAAUCAGGCAAGGAAAAAGCUUCGACAUCACAGUGCCGCAGUGCAAAUUCCAAUUGGUUUGGAAGAGGAUUUUCAGGGUCUUGUUGACCUUGUGCAACUAAAGGCAUAUUCUUUUCAGGGUUCCAGCGGUGAAAAGGUUGUAACUGAAGAUAUUCCGGCUGAUAUGCAAGCAAUGGUUUCAGAAAAGCGACGAGAAUUAAUCGAGGCAGUCUCUGAUGUUGAUGAUCAACUUGCUGAAUUAUUCCUUAGUGAUGAACCUAUAUCAUCUGCUGAUCUUGAGGCUGCUAUUCGUAGGGCAACUAUAGCAAGGAAAUUUAUACCGGUAUUUAUGGGUAGCGCAUUCAAGAACAAGGGAGUGCAACCACUUCUUGACGGUGUUCUUUCUUAUUUGCCUUGUCCGCUCGAAGUUGACAAUUUUGCCCUUGAUCAGUCAAAGAAGGAAGAGAAGGUUAAGUUGUCCGGAACGCCAGCUGGACAUAUGGUUGCAUUGGCCUUUAAACUUGAAGAACGCCAAUUUGGUCAGUUGACUUAUUUAAGAAUAUACGAAGGUGUACUCAAGAAAGGUGAUUUUAUAACAAAUAUCAACACUGGGAAGAAAAUUAAAGUAUCUAAACUAGGUCGGAUGCAUUCAGAUUCUAUGGAGGACAUUCAAGAAGCUCACGCAGGCCAAAUUGUAGCAGUAUUCGGUUUAGAUUGUGCAUCGGGAGAUACAUUUACAGAUGGAUCUGUUAAAUACACCAUGACUUCUAUGAAUGUCCCGGAACCCGUUGUUUCAUUAGCAGUUUCACCUGUUUCAAAAGAUUCUGGAAAACAAUUCUCAAAGGCUUUAAAUCGGUUUCAACGAGAGGAUCCUACAUUCCGUGUUGGCUUAGACCCUGAGAGCGGUCAGACAAUCAUAUCCGGAAUGGGAGAGUUACAUUUGGAAGUUUAUGUGGAGCGCAUUAAGAGGGAAUAUAAGGUUGAUGCAACCGUUGGAAAACCUCGUGUCAACUUCAGAGAGACAAUAACGCAACGUGCAGAAUUUGAUUAUUUACACAAAAAACAAAGUGGAGGUCAAGGUCAAUACGGAAGGGUGUGCGGGUAUAUGGAACCACUUCCAGAAGGAUCGGAGACCAAAUUCGAAUUUGAGAAUUUGAUGAUAGGACAAGCUAUACCCUCCAAUUUUAUCCCGCAUAUUGAGAAGGGUUUCAGGGAAGCUGCUAAUUCGGGCUCUUUGAUUGGAUUCCCGGUUGAAAACAUUCGCGUUGUUCUGACAGACGGUGCAUCUCAUGCGGUAGAUUCUAGUGAACUUGCUUUCAGAUUAGCUUCAAUCUAUGCUUUUAGACAGUGUUACGCAAAAUGCAAACCCGUAAUAUUGGAACCGGUGAUGUUGGUAGAAUUGAAAGUACCGACAGAAUUUCAGGGCACUGUUGCUGGGGACUUAAACAGGAGAAAAGGCAUAAUCGUUGGAAACGACCAGGAAGGAGACGAUUCUGUAAUUAACGCCCUUGUCCCACUAAACAAUAUGUUUGGAUACUCGACAUCUCUUCGUUCCAUGACACAGGGGAAGGGUGAAUUCACCAUGGAAUACAAAGAACACGCCCCUGUUUCUUCUGAUGUGCAAACGCAAUUGAUCAACGCUCAUAAACCCAAGACUGCCGAAUAGUAAAUCGCAUGAUGGUUUUGCUACAUUUUUUUCCUAGGAGACUUCUGUUGAAUGAGAAAUGCUUGUUAUUUGUUGAGACCGAAAUGUGGUCAGUGAUUUUGUAUAAGCGAAUAAAUCCUCAUAGAACACAUUCGAUUCAGUAAGCGAUUACACAUACGGGUAUUUAUCUUGGAUCUACAUAAAGUAUAGUGUAGGACUUGUUUCUAAUAGCAACUUAUACUUCUAGUUGUACUUUAUAACUACUUGUAUUUACUUGCGUGA